UUAUCGGCGAAAUGUCGAAAAAUGAGACAAAGGAGAUAACUAUACGGCAGCUGUAUACAGAGCUGAACAAGUACUGCUCCAGCGCCGACUAUGACAAGGCUCUGAAGGCUGCCAAUAAAAUUAUCGGUCUUGAUGCCACCGAAUGGAAGGCCGCAAAAUGUAAGCUAGUCUGUCUGAUACAAAACGGCAAGUUUGAGGAGGUACUAAAGUUCAUCGAACGUGGCACUUCCAUCCCGGAUACCACCUUUGAGAAGGCGUACAGCGAGUAUCGGCUAAACCGUGCCGAGGAUGCAUUUCGUACCAUCCAAUCCACGCUGCCCAGUGGUGGUGGCGUUGAGCAAUGGGCUGCAUUGGCACCGAACCUGAAGGAACUGUUGGCCCAAAUCCUGUACCGUUUGGAGCGAUUCGAUGAGUGCUUCGAGCUGUACCGGAACAUCAUCAAGAACACGCACGAUGACUACGAUGACGAGCGACGCACGAACAUGAGUGCGGUGGCCGCAAACCGGUGCAUUGUUGGCGGAAGCGCCGAUAAGCAGCAACAGCUGGCCGGUAUGAACCUGCCGGAAGAUACGUACGAGCUGACGUAUAAUGCGGCCUGUGCACUGGCUGGCCGGAAGGAGUAUGUCGAGGCGGAGCGGAAGUUGCGCACGAGCGAGAAGAUGUGUCGCGAUUCUCUCGAGGAGGAUGGUGCGAGCGAAGAGGACAUCAUCGAUGAGAUCACCAUCAUUAAGGUGCAAUUAGCGUACUGCUUGCAGAUGCAGGGCCGGGUAAAGGAAGCGUCAGCCCUGUAUGCGGACGCGCUGCGUCACAAGACGAAUGAUGCGGCCCUGACGGCGGUGGUCAGCAACAAUCUGGUCGUGAUAAAUCGCGAUCAGAAUGUGUUUGAUUCGAGGAAGAAGAUGAAGGUAGCUACGUCGGAACAAGCGGAACAGAAGCUAACCAGCCGGCAGCGGAAAACAAUUGCCUUCAACAACUGUUUGCUGGCAUACUUUGCCAGUCCGGCCGAGUGUGGUUUGCUGGCGAGCCGGCUGGCCAAUGCACAUCCCGACCUCGAGUUCCAAUCGCUGCUGGUACGCGUGAGUCAGCUCGCACGGGACAAAAAGUACCGGGAAGCGAUUGACCUGCUGGAAGGAUACGCGCAACGGAUGCCCAGUGGCAGCAGGACCGAGCUGCUGCAGGUAAGGUUUGCCAUCGUGCAGCUGCAGUUAGUUGGGGGCAACCGGAAGGCUGCAAUCGAGACGCUCGAAUCGCUCGGAGAGGCUCGGUACCAGCCGGGCGUUGUUUCGGCCCUGGUAACGUUACAUCUGGGGCUGGACAAUAAGCAGGCCGCCUCGGAGAUACUGAAGAGUGCGGUCGAUUGGUACAAGCGACAGAAGAGUGCCACGAUUAGCGAUGGCGAUCUGAGCGACAUGUGGCGUCAAGCGGCCAGCUUCCAUCUGCGGGGUGGUGAACCGGAAACGGCCGCCAAAAGUCUCGAGGAGCUGUUGCGCACACAUCCGAAUGAUAUGAAGCUGCUGGCACAGCUGGUCAUUGCGUACGCACAGUUUGAUCCGAAGCGGGCACAACAGGCCAGCAAACGGCUGCCGGCACUCGAAACAUUGACCACCGUGUCGGAGAUCGAUGCACUCGAGGCAACGAACUGGAUGAUGAUUGCGAAGGCAGUCCGUCGUAAGCAAAAUUUGCCGGGUGGUGGACGUACUACGGGAGAGCAAUCGCCCGGUGCCGGUACACCCUCCGCAGAACAGCAGGCUCGCAAGCAAAAGCGCAAGAAGCGUAAGGGCAAGCUGCCGAAGAACUACAUUAUCGGCGUGCUGCCCGACCCGGAACGUUGGCUGCCACGGUACGAACGUACCGGGUACCGGAAGAAGCGCGAUCGCCGCGUAAAGGAGGUGAUCAAGGGCAGCCAGGGAACCGCCUCCGGACAGGCCGACCAGUUCGAUAUGAGCAAGGCGUACAACCAGACGAAAAACUCACCAGCAACUCCGGGCACUGGUGGUACCACGCAGCUCGAACAGAAUGCUGCGGCAGCUGCCGCAACUCGCCAGCUGCCUCGUAAGAGUCAGCACAAGAAGAAAAAGGGCAAACAUUAG
Messenger RNA from Anopheles maculipalpis, 2090 nucleotides. It is a transcript of the gene Srp72, whose product is annotated as signal recognition particle subunit SRP72. Gene Ontology annotation, molecular function: protein binding; ribosome binding; 7S RNA binding. The record is from RefSeq and is a predicted model, not a curated record. The transcript is spliced from 3 exons. Bases 12 to 2090 code for a protein of 692 amino acids. NCBI's taxonomy places the organism in Eukaryota, Metazoa, Arthropoda, Insecta, Diptera, Culicidae. Gene Ontology annotation, cellular component: signal recognition particle, endoplasmic reticulum targeting. Gene Ontology annotation, biological process: SRP-dependent cotranslational protein targeting to membrane.